AUGCUUGCGUGUACACUGAGAGCAGCUCCCACAGCGAGAGCCGCGCCCGGACUGAGAGCCGGUACUGUGGGAAGCUUGCGGUACGUCUCAUCGGUGGGGCAAACUCUUACGGAGAAGAUCGUGCAAGCAUAUGCAGUUGGUGUUCCGAACGGCAAGGCAGUGAGAUCUGGAGACUAUGUGUCCAUCCGGCCCGCUUAUUGCAUGUCGCAUGACAAUUCAUGGCCUGUAGCGCUCAAGUUUAUGGGCUUGGGAGCUUCCCAGAUCAAGUAUCCGGCGCAGAUAGUGAAUACGCUGGACCACGAUGUGCAGAACAGGACGGAGAAAAACCUGAUCAAAUAUAAGAAUAUCGAGUUGUUUGCGAAGAAGCAUGGGAUUGAUUUCUAUCCUGCUGGGCGUGGCAUCGGGCAUCAGAUUAUGAUCGAGGAAGGAUAUGCUUUCCCACUCAGUCUAACUGUUGCGUCGGAUUCCCACUCCAAUACCUAUGGCGGUGUUGGCGCGCUGGGGACUCCGAUCGUGCGUACUGACGCCGCAGCGAUUUGGUCCACGGGGCAGACAUGGUGGCAGAUACCACCUGUGGCUCAUGUGGAGCUGAAGGGUAAACUCCCUGUAGGGGUAUCAGGCAAGGAUAUCAUCGUCGCGCUGUGCGGGGUGUUUAACAAGGACGAGGUUUUGAAUCACGCGAUCGAGUUUACUGGCGACUAUCUGGAGUCUAUCCCAGUCGACUACCGUCUUACCAUUGCAAACAUGACUACCGAGUGGGGGGCUCUUUCAGGGCUGUUUCCCGUUGACCGCACUUUGAUUGAUUGGUACUACGAACGCCUAGCUAAGGUUGGCCCCAAUCAUCCCAGAAUCACGCGCGAGCGUUUAGAUGGGUUGGCUCGCAGUGCUGCUGCGGCGGCCGCCGCUACCCAGGCCGACCCUGACGCCAGGUACGCCAAACACCUGGUUAUCGACCUGUCCACUUUGACCCACUACGUCAGUGGACCUAAUAGUGUUAAGAUCAGCACUCCAAUUACAGAGCUAGCUCGCAAGAACAUUCGAGUUGAUAAAGCGUACCUUGUGUCUUGCACCAACUCACGGCUGAGUGAUUUGGAGGCAGCUGCUCGCGUGGUGUGUCCUACAGGCGAUUUGAAAGCUGUCAGAACAGUCGCCCCACAUGUCGAAUUCUAUAUUGCUGCUGCCUCUUCUGAGGUAGAACGUGAAGCCAAGUCUUCCAAUUGCUGGCAGAAGCUAAUCGCAGCAGGCUGUAAGCCCUUGCCCGCAGGAUGUGGUCCCUGUAUUGGUCUCGGUACCGGCCUAUUGGAGCCUGGCGAGGUAGGAAUCUCUGCUACAAACCGUAACUUCAAGGGUCGCAUGGGAUCCAAGGAUGCGCUUGCAUACUUGGCUUCUCCAGCCGUUGUCGCUGCUUCUGCAGUGCUAGGAAGAAUUGCUUCACCCGACGAAAUCCUACCACCAGCCAGUAGUGGUAUACCCUCUACGAACCCUGUUUCCGAGAUCAGUGUCAAGGCCUCUGUUAAAGAAAUAGAGCCUACAAAAACUAGUAGAGACUCCGCUGCGCAAGUCGAUAAUGCCGGCGCUGCAGUAGAUAUCCUUGAAGGAUUUCCAAGCAAAAUUACAGGCGAACUCGUCUUCUGCGACGCUGAUAAUAUCAACACAGAUGGAAUUUAUCCCGGUAAGUAUACCUAUCAAGACGAUAUAUCACCGGAUAAAAUGGCUCAGGUUUGCAUGGAGAACUAUGACCCUGAGUUCGGCAACAUCGCCAAACCUGGUGACAUCCUCGUGAGCGGUUAUAAUUUCGGUUCAGGUUCCUCGCGUGAACAGGCGGCAACUUCCAUCCUCGCCAAAGGUAUCAAUCUCGUCGUUGGUGGUUCAUUCAGUAACAUCUUUUCCAGAAAUUCCAUCAACAACGCCCUUCUCACACUUGAGCUCCCAGUCUUGAUUAAAUUGCUCCGUGAAAGAUACUCUACUACACACAGACAAGCAACACGCAGAACGGGCUGGUUUUUAACAUGGAACGUGGCUGAUGCAAAGAUAACCGUCACCGACGGCUCCGCCAAUGGUGACAUCGUUCAUGAACAAAAAGUUGGCGAACUAGGCAUGACCCUUCAAGAAAUAAUAGUCAAGGGCGGCCUUGAAGGCUGGAUCAAGGCUCAAAUAUAA
Molecule: messenger RNA, 2160 nt
Organism: Eremothecium cymbalariae DBVPG#7215
Lineage: Eukaryota; Fungi; Ascomycota; Saccharomycetes; Saccharomycetales; Saccharomycetaceae
Gene: LYS4
Product: homoaconitate hydratase LYS4
Exons: 1
Coding region: 1-2160 (719 amino acids)
Biological process (GO): L-lysine biosynthetic process
Molecular function (GO): homoaconitate hydratase activity; 4 iron, 4 sulfur cluster binding
Source: RefSeq, a predicted model, not a curated record